This is a messenger RNA of Penicillium canariense, 717 nucleotides long. Its product is annotated as centromere protein H. NCBI's taxonomy places the organism in Eukaryota, Fungi, Ascomycota, Eurotiomycetes, Eurotiales, Aspergillaceae. Bases 1 to 717 code for a protein of 238 amino acids. Gene Ontology annotation, cellular component: kinetochore. The transcript is spliced from 3 exons. The record is from RefSeq and is a predicted model, not a curated record. Gene Ontology annotation, biological process: kinetochore assembly.
AUGGCGACCAAACAGAGCCUCGUGAGGCCUCACCUGCUCUCCAGCGAGCUGACCCUGCUGGACUACGCGGGAGAUGACUCACGCGACAUCGUAACAUUCUCCGAGAAGGAGGCGCUGGUGCUGCAGCUGGCCGGCCAGAUCCAGGAACAGCAGCUGGAAAAAGCAUUGCUAGAGCAAGAUCCGGAAUCGCUAGCGGGUGACAAUGUCGAAGAAGCACUUGCGAUCGCGGAACGCGAGUUGCUCGAGUCGCGCGCUACCUACACCGUCAGGAGGAAAGCCGCUCGCACCAUCCUCAUGACGGACCCCAUUCUGAAAGCAGUCCACCUGAAAGCCACCACCCCCCUGAACGCCCUGCUCCGCCUAGUCAACCGGCGCGAUGUGCUCGCCCUCGCGCAGGAGAACCUAGCCUCGGCUCGUGAACUGGUGCUGAAACAGCUAUCUGACGCAGAGGUCGAAAAUCUACAGCUAAACCGGGAGAAUCAAGAGCUCGUGCGUGAGCUCCUCGAGCUCACUAAGCAAGAUUCCUCCUGGCGCGAGCGGCUCCAGGACGCGGAUCUCGCAUCGCAGCUGGAUCGGCUCGAUGCAGAGCUCAAGAGGAACAGGGCGAAAUGGGAAAUUAUGAAGAACAUUGCUAGCGCCAUGGUGGUCGGCAGCGGGCUUGAUUGGGCCAAUGACGACACGCUUCGUGGAUUAGUGCUAGAUGAAAGUGAUGACUGA